UACCCCUCCACAAUAAAACCCCUGCCCUUCUUCCAGUACUCCCUCUCGUUGGUCUCUGGUUCCAGAGCCUCCUCUCUCUCUCUCUCUCUAUAUCUCCCUUCCAAAGCUCGUCUGAGAUUCCUCGAUCCGACGGUCCAUAUUUGUCCAUCCAUGACUAUGAUGACUCCUCCUCCCUUAGAUCAGGAAGACGACGAGAUGCUUGUCCCGCAUUCCGAUUUCGUCGAAGGCCCGCAACCGAUGGAAGUAGUGCCACAACCGGAAGCUGCCAGUACGGUGGAGAAUCAGGCGGUGGAAGAUCCUCCGUCGUCAAGAUUCACGUGGACGAUCGAGAAUUUCUCUAGGUUGAAUACCAAGAAGCACUACUCUGACAUAUUUUUUGUUGGCGGUUACAAAUGGCGGGUGCUCAUUUUUCCAAAAGGAAACAACGUGGAUCAGCUGUCUAUGUAUUUGGAUGUCGCGGAUUCAGCCAGCUUGCCGUAUGGUUGGAGUAGGUAUGCCCAAUUCAGCUUGGCUGUGAUCAAUCAAAUCCACAACAAGUAUUCAGUAAGGAAAGACACGCAGCACCAAUUCAACGCUCGAGAGAGUGACUGGGGCUUCACAUCGUUCAUGCCUCUCAGCGAACUCUAUGACCCGUCUAGAGGGUAUCUUGUGAAUGAUACGUGUAUAGUUGAAGCGGAGGUUGCAGUUCGUCGGGUUGUUGAUUACUGGACGUAUGACUCGAAAAAAGAGACGGGCUAUGUUGGUCUUAAGAACCAAGGAGCAACCUGUUAUAUGAAUUCCCUUCUUCAGACUUUGUACCAUAUUCCCUACUUCAGAAAGGCUGUGUACCAUAUGCCUACCACAGAGAACGAUAUGCCGUCAGGGAGCAUUCCUCUAGCUCUGCAGAGUUUGUUCUAUAAGCUCCAGUACACCGACAAUAGUGUUGCAACAAAAGAGCUAACUAAAUCGUUUGGAUGGGAUACAUAUGAUUCUUUCAUGCAACACGAUGUGCAAGAACUCAAUAGGGUUCUUUGUGAAAAGCUGGAAGAUAAGAUGAAGGGAACUGUUGUGGAAGGUACGAUACAACAGUUAUUCGAAGGGCACCAUAUGAACUACAUCGAAUGCAUCAAUGUCGACUACAAAUCUACAAGAAAGGAGUCAUUCUAUGACCUUCAGCUUGAUGUGAAAGGUUGUCGGGAUGUCUAUGCUUCUUUCGACAAGUAUGUGGAAGUUGAGCGUCUUGAAGGUGAUAACAAGUAUCAUGCAGAGCAACAUGGGUUACAGGAUGCAAAGAAGGGUGUCCUUUUCAUUGACUUCCCCCCUGUGUUGCAACUUCAGCUUAAACGGUUUGAAUAUGAUUUCAUGCGGGACACAAUGGUAAAGAUAAAUGACCGUUAUGAGUUCCCUUUGCAACUGGACCUUGAUAGAGAAAACGGGAGAUAUCUUUCUCCAGAUGCCGACAGGAGGGUUCGCAACCUUUACACACUUCACAGUGUUCUUGUUCACAGUGGUGGAGUACAUGGUGGACAUUAUUACGCUUUUAUCAGGCCGACCUUAACUGAUCAGUGGUUCAAGUUUGAUGAUGAACGGGUAACAAAAGAAGAUGUAAAGAGGGCAUUAGAGGAGCAAUAUGGUGGUGAGGAAGAGCUGCCACAAACAAAUCCUGGCUUCAAUAACACUCCAUUUAAGUUUACAAAAUAUUCGAAUGCAUAUAUGCUUGUGUAUAUUCGUGAAAGUGACAAGGACAAAAUAAUUUGUAAUGUGGAUGAGAAGGACAUUGCUGAACACCUUAGGAUGAGAUUAAAGAAAGAACAGGAAGAAAAGGAGCAUAAGAAGAAGGAAAAAGCAGAGGCACACCUUUAUACCAUUAUAAAGGUUGCUCGAAAUGAGGAUCUUGCAGAACAGAUUGGAAGAGACAUAUAUUUCGAUCUUGUGGAUCAUGAUAAAGUUCGUAGUUUUCGUAUUCAGAAACAGAUGCCCUUUAACGUUUUCAAGGAGGACGUGGCUAAAGAAUUUGGCAUACCAGUGCAAUUUCAGCGAUUUUGGCUGUGGGCUAAGCGCCAAAACCAUACAUAUCGUCCCAACAGGCCAUUGACACAUCAAGAGGAGAUGCAAUCUGUUGGACAACUGAGGGAGGUAUCAAACAAGGCUCACAAUGCAGAACUGAAGUUGUUUCUGGAAGUAGAGCUUGGACUGGAUUUACGUCCUCUUCCUCCACCUGACAAGACCAAAGAAGAUAUAUUGCUUUUCUUCAAACUUUAUGAUUGCGAAAAAGAAGAGCUCCGGUAUUUGGGGAGGCUUUUUGUGAAAGGUGCUGGUAAACCAGCAGAAAUCCUAACAAAAUUAAAUGAAAUGGCGGGCUUCCCUCCAAAUGAAGAAAUUGAACUUUAUGAGGAAAUAAAAUUCGAGCCGACUGUCAUGUGUGAACACAUUGACAAGAAACUCACAUUUCGAGUUAGCCAGCUUGAAGAUGGGGACAUUAUUUGUUUCCAGAAAUCUCCUCUGGUAGAAAAUGAUGAGCAAUGCCGCUAUCCUGAUGUACCUUCAUUUUUGGAAUAUGUACAUAAUCGACAGGUUGUCCACUUCCGAUCUCUGGAGAAACCCAAGGAGGAUGAUUUCUGUUUAGAGCUGUCAAAGCUUUUCACCUACGAUGAUGUUGUGGAGAGAGUUGCUCGCCAACUUGGCUUGGAUGAUCCAACAAAAAUUAGGCUUACUUCUCACAACUGUUACUCUCAACAGCCUAAGCCCCAACCCAUCAAGUUCCGGGGUGUAGAACAUCUGUCUGACAUGCUGGUCCACUACAACCAGACUUCCGAUAUCCUGUAUUAUGAAGUGUUGGACAUUCCUUUGCCAGAAUUGCAAGGCUUGAAAACUCUGAAAGUUGCUUUCCAUCACUCCACUAAAGAUGAGGUGGUUAUUCACACUAUUAGAUUGCCCAAACAGAGCACUGUAGGGGAUGUAAUCAACGACUUGAAAACCAAGGUUGAACUGUCUCAUCCUAAUGCCGAGCUUCGACUGCUUGAGGUUUUCUAUCACAAGAUAUACAAGAUUUUUCCACCAAGUGAAAAGAUCGAGAACAUAAAUGAUCAAUAUUGGACAUUGCGUGCAGAGGAGAUCCCAGAAGAAGAGAAAAACCUUGGCCCUCAGGAUCGAUUGAUUCAUGUUUACCACUUCACAAAAGAUGCAGCUCAGAAUCAGAUGCAGGUUCAGAAUUUUGGGGAACCUUUCUUCUUGAUCAUCCAUGAGGGAGAGACUUUAGCUGAGGUUAAAGUCCGUAUCCAGAAGAAAUUGCAGGUUCCCGAUGAAGAGUUUUCGAAGUGGAAAUUCGCAUUCCUUUCACUGGGUCGACCAGAAUAUCUUCAAGACACCGACAUCGUGUCUAGUCGUUUUCAGAGACGAGAUGUUUAUGGAGCUUGGGAGCAAUACCUUGGGCUGGAGCACUCAGACAGUGCUCCAAAAAGAGCUUACGCAGCCAACCAGAACCGUCACACAUUUGAGAAACCUGUGAAAAUCUACAACUAAAAAAAUUUGCAGCGGACCUCCAAAACGGUACAGGCCGAAUCCGAUAUCCGCAUUAUCUCCA
Messenger RNA from Magnolia sinica, 3562 nucleotides. Its product is annotated as ubiquitin C-terminal hydrolase 12. Gene Ontology annotation, biological process: regulation of protein stability; protein deubiquitination. Gene Ontology annotation, cellular component: nucleus; cytosol. The record is from RefSeq and is a predicted model, not a curated record. The transcript is spliced from 32 exons. NCBI's taxonomy places the organism in Eukaryota, Viridiplantae, Streptophyta, Magnoliopsida, Magnoliales, Magnoliaceae. The coding region runs from base 151 to 3501 and encodes 1116 amino acids. Gene Ontology annotation, molecular function: cysteine-type deubiquitinase activity; cysteine-type endopeptidase activity; protein binding.